AUGUCAACUGCUGUCAAAGCCUUGAGUGUGUCCCUGCUGAGUGGUGGGCUGGCUCACUCUACAAUGAAUGUGCUGGAGCUUGUGAAGAUUUUUGCGCUCAUUCUGGUGCUGUCAUGUCCAAUCAAAUGCCAAAACAAAAGGAGGAAAGCUCAGAGAGACAACCAAGUUGUCACAUACAAGGCCAAAUCCUUGGUCUGCCCAGUGGACCUCAUGUUCAUGGUGGACAGUACAGAGAAUGCCCAAACUGUGCUGUUUGAGCAGCAGAAAACAUUCAUCCUGCGCUUCAGCACCAAGCUCAUGCAGCUUCACCCUCCAGGCUGGCGUCUGCGCCUGCGCCUCGCUGCCCUGCAGUACAGCAGCAAAGUAUCAGUAGAGCAUAACUUCAGAGACUGGCAGGACCUGGAUGUCUUCCAGAGUCGGGUGGCCUCAAUGACUUUCAUUGGCCAUGGCUCAUACUCUGCCUAUGCCAUCACCAAUGCCACCAAGGUAUUCAGGCAGGAGACGUCCCCCAGUAGUCUCAGGGUGGCGCUGCUCAUGACGGACGGAAGAGACCACCCACGCAGCCCCAGUGCCAUCACAGCGGCUGCAGAGGCCAAACAGCACAACAUGAGGGUGUUCACCGUCAGGCUGUCUGCUCUACCCAACCCAGAUGCCAUGGGAACACAGCUACGAUCCAUUGCCAGUGCCCCCCCACAGCAGCAUGUGCUUAGUCUCUCUGACAGCCAGCUUGAUGAAAAACUCUUCAGUGAAAUAAAUACAGUUGUUACGACAGGGUGCCCACAGCCGAAGAACUGUAGGUGUGAGAAGGGGGAGAGGGGUCGCCCUGGCAGUCUAGGGAAACCAGGUAAGACAGGGUUGGAUGGUGCUCCUGGUCCAAAGGGAUCUCAGGGUGAACCUGGUACUAAUGGACGUCCAGGAAUGGCGGGCCUUGAGGGGAGACCUGGCAGGAAAGGUGAACAGGGGGAACAAGGCGAAUUUGGAGCUUUUGGUGCAAAAGGAAGAAAAGGUGUGGCUGGACCUGCUGGAUUAGAAGGCCGUAAAGGAGAGGAGGGAGACAGGGGGCCACCAGGAGACCCGGGGCCAGAGGGACCAUCAGGGCCUAAAGGCGAUCCAGGAACAAGGGGGGCACCUGGACCCCCAGGAGAAAACGGUGUUGGCUCCCUGGGUCCCAAGGGUGACAAGGGAAGCCAAGGAAGACCAGGUCCACUUGGUCCGAUGGGUUCUGGUGAGCUGGGAAGUCAGGGUCCGACGGGGCCUAUAGGAAUACAAGGGCCUCGUGGUUUCCCUGGUGACGGUCCAGUAGGACCAAAGGGUGACAGAGGGUUUGAAGGCCCCAAAGGCAGCCUGGGACCCCCUGGACAUGGGCACAAAGGUGAUAAGGGAGACGCAGGCGCACCUGGGGUUCCGGGUUUGACCGGGGUGCUGGGUGCAGGGGUCCAAGGAGAAAAGGGGGAACAAGGACCCAUUGGCCCCUCUGGUCCUAGAGGACUUCCAGGGCUGGCAACAGCUGGGUCAAAGGGUGACCAAGGUUUUCCUGGAGAGCCAGGUCAUCAAGGAGAAAGAGGCACAGGUGAACCAGGGCCCAAGGGUCAGACGGGACCUGAUGGGGCCCCUGGGAUACCCGGCAUUCCUGGUGAAGAUGGAAUCGAAGGGCCUAAGGGAGAGAAGGGUUUGCCAGGACCUCAAGGCCCAGAGGGAGCACCAGGAAGAGGCACAUCUGGAGAAAAGGGUGAUAGAGGUGACCGAGGUUCCAGGGGACUGUCAGGCUCUCCUGGCCCCGUUGGACCUGCUGGAGCUAAGGGAGAGCCUGGCAGCUCAGGAAUGACAGGCCUAUCUGGACCUCCUGGACAGAGCUUCCCAGGAACAAAGGGAGAGCCGGGCCCUGUGGGACCAUCGGGACCUGUUGGAGAGCCUGGAGUGGGAAUAAUUGGACCCAAAGGAAACAAAGGUAGUGUUGGACCUGUUGGGCCACCGGGGCCAAAGGAAGACUCUGUGCCUGGACCUCGGGGUUUGCCAGGUUUGACUGGACUACGAGGAGAAAUGGGGCCUGAAGGAAAAGGAUUACCGGGAGCAACGGGUGACAGAGGCUUAUCGGGUGCACCAGGACCACCAGGACCUCCUGGAACUGGACUUCCUGGGCCAAAGGGUUCUACAGGACAGCCUGGCCCACCUGGCAUGCAUGGGCCUCCAGGAGAAGGACUACCUGGACUAAAGGGAGAGCCUGGUUUUCAAGGUCCAACGGGACCAAGAGGGCUUCCAGGAGCGGAUCUCUCAGGACAGAAGGGUAGUCAAGGAUCUCCUGGACAUGUGGGGAAAAAGGGAGACACGGGGGACCUUGGACCACCUGGCUCUCCUGGAAAACCGGGGAGACCUGGAGAAAAAGGAGAGCCAGGACUUGCGAGAGAUGAAGUCAUCCAGAUCAUAAAGGAAAUAUUUGGAUGUGGCGUCAUGUGCAGAGAGAUUCCACUAGAUCUGGUAUUUGUGAUUGACAGCUCUGAGAGCGUGGGGCCAGAAAACUUUGAGGUGGUUAAGGACUUUGUGAACGCGAUUAUUGACCAGUUCACUGUGAGCCAGGAGGCCAGCCGCGUUGGGGUGGUGCUCUACAGCCAUCUGAGCACGGUGGUGGUCGGCCUGCAGCAGCAGCCCAGCAGGGAGGAGAUCCAGGCUUCUGUCAGAGCCAUGCCCUACCUGGGCGAGGGCACCUUCACCGGCAGCGCCAUGCUCCAAGCCAGGAAGGUGUUCAGAGACUCUCGACGCCAUGUGAGGAAAGUGGCUGUUGUUUUAACGGAUGUUCAGUCAGAUCAGAGUGAUCUGGUGCAGUUUAAAGAGACGGCCUCAGAAGGCCAUGCAGAGGGGAUUGAGGUGUUGAUCAUAGGUGUGGUGAACAAGACUGAUCCUCUUUAUGAAGAGUUCCUGAGUCAGAUGAAGACUGUCGCCUCUGAUCCUAAAGAAGAACAUGUCUACAUUAUUGAUGACUUCCUAUUGCUGCCUGUUCUGGAGAAUAAUAUUCUGAAGCAGAUUUGUGAUCGAGAUGCAACGGCACCAUUUAGACCAAAAUCAUUGUUUUCAUCUGUGGAAACCCAUCCGAACGGACCAGAAGACGGCGAGUCUAAAAAGAUCCCAGAAGCAAAAAACACAAGGCCACCUGCUCCACAGCCCACUGAGUCACUGUGGCCUCAUGAGAACCAGUUUGACUCUGAGGUGACGGUGGAGCCGUCCAACAAGCAGCCAGAUCUAUCAUCUAUGCCUCAUGGUGAGAAGAGAGAGCCGGGCCCAGGGCAGAACUCUGUGGUGCAGUGGCAGAGUCCGACUGACUGGCCAGGUGAGGUGGAGAGCUUUCAUACAACCUUUGGCCCUCCACCACCAACUCUGACUGAGACACCUGUAUCAGGUGGGGGGUGCAGCCAGCCUCUUGAACCCGGUCCGUGUCGGCAGUACAGGAUCAGGUGGUACUACGACCCGGAGGCCAACGCCUGUGCACAGUUCUGGUAUGGCGGUUGUCAGGGCAACACAAACAACUUUGAGAAUGAAGCUAACUGCCGGAAUACCUGCGUCUACCUGUAACAGACUGUGUGGUGGAAGGUUGGGCGUGGUGCCCAGCAGAUUCCAUCAGUUUCGAUAUCAGCAACGUGAAAGAGCAGUGCCUGAAGCAAUACCCUCUGACUGCUGAGGGUAACAUGUUGCUGCUGUCUGAAAUCGGAUUUCAUUGAACUUUCUUUGUUCCUUUCUGUCAUGGCUGUUAACUGACUGUUGGUUUGAAAAACUGGUUCUUCUAUAGGCUCGUAACAUGGCCCAUUUUCACAACUGUAAUGGGAAAAAAAAUUAUUAUAUAAUUAUAAGAUACAAGUAGCUAUCUCAUAGUUAUGACUUAGCUAUUAAUUAUGAGAGUUAAGUGAACCUUAACUCUCAUAACAUUUGUGUUUAAGCACAAGUUUGUAUUUUGUUUUUCAUCAGUCAUGGAGCUGGCCUUCAUACAACCUGUAGAUUCAGCUUGUUUUGGUCUCAACUUCUACCUGCUAUUCAGGCUAACAUAAAACUUUGUUCAGGUUCUAAAGCUUCACUAGUUUACCACUAAUGGUGCUGAGUUAAGCCGGGUCAGUAAGUUACAAGACAUUUCACUGAAUUCCAAUUAUAUUUAUAAAGCACAAAUUCAGGACUAGACAUCUCAGGAAUGUUACACGGAAAGAAAAUCUGUUGAAUUCUUGUCAAGUUAAACACAAAGUAAUUCAUUUUAACCUUCAUCUUUAUCUGUCUUUGGUCUAGUUCAAACAGAACUUUUUUAUGUAAUGCCAGCUUGCAAAAAUGUGUAGAACAAAGAAAACCAACAUAUUAGAUCAGGUAUACAGGAAUUUCAUAAAAUAUAAAUAAAAUAAGUCAAUGGCCAUUUUUGUGUAACUGAAUGACAAAAAGAUUUUAAAUAAGGCCAUGCUGACAAUAGCAGCUUGGACACAGACAUGUUUCCCUGAAAGCUGAAGUCUUUAACAUUCUGUCAGUUACAGACACAAACCUUGUUGUGUUUGAUCAGCAUUUCAUGAAAUAGACCAACACAAAGUAGUGCAUUAUUUAGAAGUCUUGAUUGCAGUUUUCCACAAGUCAUAAAGGCGACACAACAAAAUUUGUUCUAUGGAACCAAAAUGCUAAAUGUGGUGGGAAACUGUGUGAUUAUGGACUGCCUUAGCCCAAAAAAAUCAUCAUACUGGCAAAAAAAAAAACCCUCCUGGGCUGCAGAUUAGAUCUCUGGUCUUUGAUUGUUAGUGUGACAGACUCACUGAUUCAGCAACAAAGACAACUGUCUAGUCAGAGCUUGUCUGGGUAAGUGUGACAGCUACUGGAAAAGAAAUCCAAUGAACUUCUUUCUGUUACCCUUUUCUUCUCUUUACUUUACUUUCCUUUUCUUUUCUUUUCUUUUCAAUAUCCAACGCUAAUAAUAAGCAUAUUAAUCAAAGACUGAUAUGUCUAUCCAAUAUGUUGCAUAUGCAACAAGUCGUACCAAGAAUGGCCAAGUCAAAGUCUGGACUUUAAUCUGAGAUUCUGAGAAUCUCAGAUUAAUUUCCUCGAGAAAUUUGACAUUUA
Xiphophorus couchianus (Monterrey platyfish) is the source of this 5073-nucleotide messenger RNA. It is a transcript of the gene col28a1a, whose product is annotated as collagen, type XXVIII, alpha 1a. The record is from RefSeq and is a predicted model, not a curated record. Lineage: Eukaryota; Metazoa; Chordata; Actinopteri; Cyprinodontiformes; Poeciliidae. Gene Ontology annotation, biological process: extracellular matrix organization. The coding region runs from base 1 to 3564 and encodes 1187 amino acids. The transcript is spliced from 35 exons. Gene Ontology annotation, molecular function: extracellular matrix structural constituent conferring tensile strength; serine-type endopeptidase inhibitor activity.